Trichophyton verrucosum HKI 0517 is the source of this 297-nucleotide messenger RNA. RefSeq lists its product as uncharacterized. The transcript is spliced from 2 exons. The record is from RefSeq and is a predicted model, not a curated record. Bases 1 to 297 code for a protein of 98 amino acids. Lineage: Eukaryota; Fungi; Ascomycota; Eurotiomycetes; Onygenales; Arthrodermataceae.
AUGUGCUGGAUGACACUGGCGAUGGUGAUGAUGAGUGAAGAAGAAGAAGAGGCAGCAGAGACGAAGGGUUUAAGAAGAGACGAUGAUGACGGGGAGGAGGAGGUUGGAGGUUGGCGGUUGGCGGUUGGAGGCAGACGAUUUGCCCUGGAGGUCCCGGAGGUCGGAGCGGAUGAUGGGGUCACUGGUUGCUACCUAGCUACAGAGAUAAGGGACAGAGACAGGGACAGCCAGAAGGGAGGAAAGCUUCGAGUUGUCAUAUCCGGGGACAGCUCCAGCAGCUCCAGCUUCGCUCGCUGA